AUGGCAUCAUUGAAUGUUCAUCUGCAGAAAUGUUUGAAAAAUCGACGUUCGACCAUCAACUGUCUGCCAAAGGGUGUAGAGGACAUAAAAACCUUCCCAUUUUCUCAAGAAAAGGCUGUCAAAGCAUGGACAUCUCUGGAGAAUCUUGACAGUCCAGGCAUCAAACCAGAGACCCCCAAAGCAGAGGACAGACCCGAACGGCAACAGGUCAUUAUUGUCAAUGUCGGAGGGAAGGUGUUCCACAUCCCCAAAAAAAGUGCUGCCAAGUAUCCUCAGACCAGGAUAGGUUCGCUGGCCCUGUGCAGUGACCGGGCAAAACUACUAACGCUGUGUGAUGACUACUCCGUACGCAAAAAUGAGUUCUUCUUCGAUAGGGAUCCGGCUUUCUUCCACCAUGUCUGUCACUUCUACACAAGUGGAGUUCUGUGGGUGAUACGGGAAAUGUGUCCCAUCAACUUCGAGGAGGAGAUUGCGUACUGGGGCCUGAAUCUCAAGGACACGCAACUCUGCUGCUGGAUGGUGUUCCAGGAAAAGGUCGAGGAUGUGAAAGAGAAUCUCAAGGUGGACAGGGAGCUAAUGGCUGAGAUUGAGGUGAAAUACGACAAUGAUCGUUUCAAUGAAAUGGUCUUUGGGGAGGUGAGGAAAACUCUGUGGAACCUCGUGGAAAAUCCUUACUCUUCAACUGCAGCCAAGGCUUUCACCGUUGUUUCCAAUAUGCUCGUGCUGUUUUCCAUCCUCGCAAUGACUCUCAACACUGUGGAGGAACUACACGUGUAUAAAUACAAAGGAAAAACGCACAUGGAGUGGGUGGAGAUCUUCACCAUUGUGUUCUUCACCUUUGAAUAUGUAGUUCGUUUCUUCACCACCCCGGACAUUGAAAUCUUCUUAAAGAGUGGACUCAAUUUCGUGGACAUGGUGGCUGUCAUGCCUUAUUUUUUCCAGAUUGUCUUUGAAGCCUUUUCUGAUCAGGAAAACAUGAGCGCACAAGAAGACCUCAGAACCAUGGCUCGUGUCAGCAAACUCAGCCAAGUCCUCAAAGUCAUCAAACUAAUGAGGAUCUUCAGGAUUUUGAAGCUUGCUCGGCACUCCACAGGCAUGAGAGCGUUUGGUUUCACCCUGCGGCAGUGUUACCAGCAGGCCUCUUGUAUUCUUCUUUUUAUUGCCAUGGGGAUCUUUACUUUCUCUGCUCUCCUUCAUUCAGCUGAGAGAGACACUGAGGGAACUCCUAUCAGCAGUAUCCCACAUGCCUGGUGGUGGGCUGCAGUAAGUAUCAGAAGUUGAUUCAAAGUUUCACGUAAGAUUUUUGCCCUUCACUUUGCUGCUAACUUUCUCUUAAUUACUCUUAUAUACAGCAUUAGGAAAAGAUUUAAAAUAGUAACCAAUACUACCGUUUGGCACAUGCGUAGAUAAUCGGCAAGUACCUGCCACUGAGCCUCUUUGGAGAAAGUUCCCUAUUGUUGGAUCAGUAGGUCAGUUAUAUUAAAAGAAACACUAUACACUAUAAUUUGUUGCAUUGGUUCCUAUUGUUCCUUGAGUUGAGUGUGGUUUUAAAUAGAGGAGUUUAAAUUCUGGAAAAUAAGGAAAUCUGGUUUAGUCUCUUACCCAGGUACAUACAAUGAGAUAUCCCCUUCAGCAUAGACUCUAUUAUGACGGUUCUUAAGACUAUCCUGCAAGAUUUGGUGAGCGUUGGAACAGUUUAAUACUGUGUUAAACUGACAAGGGUCUGAUCAAAAAUUGGAGCCACAUUCAAUGUACCAGAAAGCCACCACUCAGAACUCCCACCAAAGCAAGAAUUCCAACCCAAAACCCCUGGAGGUAAUGGUGCGUCCCAUUUACUGUGGAGGUAUGACGUCAAAGCUGGGAAUGACGCCACAUUUAAGCUAACAGAGUUUCACUUAAAGUUAGAAAAGUCAGUUGAGUGUUUGAAAGCAAUUCAGUCUUGUUCUGUGUAGUGAAAUCAAUUCAACUGUGAGUACCGUGCAAGUUCAAACUGUAGGCAUGAUGUUAUGUUGCUCUCAUGUGUUAACUUUCAUGUUGGGUGUUGUUAUUGUCUGGUUUUAACUAAUGACGCUGACAAACUCUGGAGUUAAUAGCAAAAUUUUAGGACUUGUAACAUGAAUGUGACAUCAUCUCCAGCUCUGAAAUGAUCUACCUGCUGAGUAAAUGUAACUCACCUUUAGCUCCUUAAGUCCACCAUGUUUGUGUACUCAGGGGUCGAGUUUGAAGGCAAGACAUUUUGAGAGAUUAGGUUGGUCUUAUGUCCAGAUUAUUAGAACCGUAGCCUCUGUGCGUAGAGUGCUGCUCUACUUACUCAACUUGACUGCCGCCGCACUGAUUUUCUGCGUCAGUCCAACAAAAUGUAGGUUUCAGAAUCUAAUGAUGCGUUCGAUUUACCUCGGAAGUCAGAAGUCAGAGCUGAAAAUGACGUCACAUCUGAGUUACCGGCGUUUCAUUUACAAAGUUGUUAAAAAGCAAAAUCAGAGAUGGAAACAAUAUGGCUACAUCUAUGGAAGUUAUUUUAGCUCGUGCCUUGUCCGAAUAUAAGGCAAGCGCUAAAAUAACUUUCGUAGAUGUAGCCAUCUUGUUUCAGGCCUCCGAUUUUGCUUUUUAACGACUUGGUAACUCGGAUGUGACGUCAUUUUCAGCUCCGACAUCUGACUUCCAAGGUAACUCGAACGCAGCAUAAGCCCUGGCCAGGCUGUGUGUUUAUCUACGUUUUUUGUUAAUGAGCUUCUUAAGAAAAAAAGGUAGCCAUUACCUGCUUGUAUCCAUAAAACUCUUGUCAAACACAUAACAAAUUACUGCCUGUCUCCUUAAGACAGGAGAAGGAAACAAAAAGCUAUUAUUUUGGCAUUGCCCCACUGAAACCUACCGCCUCACACCAGUUUCAGGCAUUAAAAAAUCAAAAUCAUCUGUUUUGAUGCUUUAAUGCCCUAUCAAAAUGCAUCAAUAUGAAUUCCAGUCUAUUUAAUUGAUGUACAAAAACUCCUUUGGCUUUAAAUGGCACUUACACCCCUGAGUGAUGAAGCGUUUUACACUUCUUUCUCACAUUGAGGAUGUGGUUGUGUGCCUAUCAAAUGAAACUGACAGUGGUAGUGAGUGGGUAGCCAGUCUGGAGCUCAUUUCACCAAAUUCAAACCUGCAGGCAGCAAACAACCUGAGACCCUUUGCUCUUCUGUUCAGUUGGUAGUUAAGUUUUAGGCUGGGUUUGUGGAUAUGAGAUCACUGACGGCUGAGAGACAGGCCUAAUGGCCUUGUUGCUGUACUUGUGGCUAAUUCCAUCUUACUUGGCAGCCUGCACGAUGGGAUGUAGGCUUUAAAGGAAGACUUGGCCGCCCUCCCACGCAUUAUACUCUCCACUGAAAGUUCCAGGGUGUUUGUGACACAGUGAGUCAUGCAAAAAGAAGAGUUAGAGUUAGAUGUGAGAAAAGAAUAGUUCCCUAUUCAUCUCUUCUCCAGGAUAUAAUGAUCUAAUGCCAAGAUUACAUAAACACUGAUUUACACAAGACGAAAAUGAAAUUUAUUACAAAACCCCUAAAAAACCCAUAAUGAUUAUUAAUCUAUGAAACAUUUUUUCAUGUAUCUAGGCUUUUGUCUUCAGUUUCAUACCAGAAACCUGUGGAUGUUACAGUUAUGAUCCAUGCAUUUUUACCAUGCAGGAAAAGUCCCUGUUAUAGAGAAAAUUAUGCACCACCAUCUGCAUCUGUAGACGUUUUAUUAUUAUUUUUUUAAUUUUCUAUUUUUUUGUGUGCAAACAGGACUUUACACCUGUUCAGACGGAAAUUUAUAUUUUGAUACCGAUAUUUGGAAGGUUUCUUAUCCCAAUAGUUGUUGUCACUGAAAGAAGAUUACAUAAGGAGCGUGUAAAUGUAGUCAUGUUUCUAAAUCGUAACAAGUUGCUUCACUGCAGAUAAAUAUCCCCUUUCCGCUGACACAUGCUAGAUAAAUAUGAACUUGCUUGAUUGUGCAAUCAAGUUCUGAGUUUGCAACGGCUGUGAAUUGAGCAAUGAGAACAGAAACAACACAAGACUUCUACUAAAAACAUAAAUGAAACUUGCAGCUGCAUCCUCCUCCAUACAUGCUGUGUGUGGGCAUGUUGUGAACACCAGACAAACCUUCAUCUGGUGCAUCUGUUCGCUAUGAAAAUCUGCUUAAAGUUGUGGAGUUUGGACAUAUUUGAAUUCAGACGCUCAGACGAUCUUAAAGUGAAGUUAGAUUCACUUGCCAUAGAGAACUUUUCAUAAUUCUUCUAUUCAAGUCAAUUCAAUUCAUUUCAGCCUCAAAAUGCUGAUGCAGGAGAUGCUUGUAGGUCAAAGCCUUGUAUUGGCUGUAACUCCUUUUUUAAAUGUUAAUAAAAACUGACUAAUUUUGACUUUUCCCUCUCAGGUCAGCAUCUCCUCUGUGGGCUACGGGGAUGUCGUUCCUGUAACCGUUCUGGGCCGUUUUGUAGCCUUCGGUUGUAUCUCCUUUGGUAUCAUCCUCAACGGCAUGCCAAUCUCUUUCCUCUUCAACAAGUUUUCUGAUUAUUAUUCCAAGCUCAAAGCGCAGGAGUACAACACCAUCUUAGUGCAGCGGAGGUUUCACCUGAAGAAGCGCCUUCGACGUAAAAUGGACAUGUGUUUUCAUCCUCAUGAGGAAGAAGAAAGUCCUGCAGAGUGUCCACCCAGUGAAUCCUGA
Molecule: messenger RNA, 4677 nt
Organism: Xyrichtys novacula (pearly razorfish)
Lineage: Eukaryota; Metazoa; Chordata; Actinopteri; Labriformes; Labridae
Source: the annotation of a GenBank genome assembly